CAGCAGCGCAACACAGGUAAGCACGUGGUCGCUGGUGUUGCAACCGUUUGGAAGCGAAUUGACACACAAUUCGCAUUGUAUCGCACAAAUGUCCGGCCGACCGUCUUAUGUCGAUCAUCAAUCAAUUCAGCUUACAGCGGAGGCUGUAAACGUAGAGUAACAGGCAAGACGAGCCACGAACUGAGAAGCGACGACAAUGACGAUAAUGCUUCCCCUGUCGAUGGCCGACUGUGUCGAUUAGACAACAAUUCGGACCGAACCGGACUGAUAAUGGGAAAUUCGAGCCACCGAGCCACUGGCAGGAGGAGUGGGUUCGAAUUGAACCGUUUUACCUUUACCUAUCCGGAGAAGCGCAUCCGCCAUCGAAGCAACCAAACCCGGAAACUCCGCACUUGACCCAACACACCACUUCCAAGAUGAUGUCCAGAAAGCUGAUCGAUGAAAGCCGGGAAGGAUACCUGGAGAAUGAAAACUCCCCCUUCCUGAUCAGCAACUACGGGUACGGCAAGGACAGCGUGAAGGUGAUGCACGUGGUGCGCAACGGGCUGGUGCACACGAUAAAAGAGUUUGAGGUGGGCACAAAGCUGAAGCUACGCAGCCAGAAGGACUAUCUUGAGGGUGAUAACAGCGACAUUGUGGCAACGGAUUCGCAGAAAAACACCGUCUACCUGUUGGCGCGCAAGCACGGCCUCAAGUCACCGGAAGAGUUUGGCAUCCUGCUGUGUCAUCACUUUCUCAGCAAGUACUCGCACGUGGAGGAGGUGUCGAUACACAUCGAGGAGUAUCCGUGGUCGCGGAUGGGCUUCGGUACCGGCCCGUACAAGGAUCUGCAUAAUCACGCGUUCGUCUUCACGCCGACCGCCAUCCGGUACACGGACGUCACGCAGAAGCGAACCGAAAUCAAACCGACCGUCAUCAGUGGGCUGACGGAUUUGCGCGUCCUCAAGACGACACAGUCGGCGUUCGUGAACUUUGUCAACGAUGAGUAUCGCUCGCUGCCCGACCAGCACGACCGUAUCUUCAGCACGGUGGUCCGUUCCUCCUGGCAGUACUCGACCGUGACGGGCGUUGAUUUUGAUUACUGCUGGAACAAGGUGAAGCAGUGCAUCCUGAACAACUUUGCGGGCGAAACGGAGAAAGGCAUCUUUUCGCCGAGCGUCCAGAACACGCUCUACCUGGCGGAGAAGCAGGUGCUGGAGACGAUACCGGAAAUUUCGUCCAUCGACAUGACGAUGCCAAACAAGCACUACUUCACGUUCGACUUCAGCAAGUUCCCGAAGGUGGUGAACGAGGUCGAGCUGAAGGAGGAGACGGUGUACGUGCCGGUGGACAAGCCGGCGGGCAUCAUCUACGCCCAGCUCGAUCGGAAAUCGGAUCAGUACGUGAAGAGUAAGCUGUGAGAUGGAUGCCUGUGGUCGAUGGAUGGAGAACUGUGACCCGCGAAACCUGGCAACGCUAGUGGACUGUUUGUUCUUGUUUUUGUUCUAUGAACGCUAAGGUGUGUCCUCAAGUAAACGUUAGCGUAAGUGAUGAUGUCAUGCCAAGCUUCUUAGCAUGGUCAUCUUGGCUGGAAUGUACCUCUGUCCCGUGAAUUAUUGCUGAAUGUUUGCACGACUUUGAAGCGCCAAUUGUUAAUACUUAUCGUUUGUUUUUGUGGUCAAAAUGAUGCUCCAAAAAGGUUAUGAUUCAUGCAAACAAACGACACUUUUCGAAUGUUUGCGUGGUGGGCAGUGAAGAGUGAAAUAAUUAAUUCUUUGAAAUUGAUGCACACACCCUUUGGAACAUGCAUCAAAGGAUUGGAGGGAAAAUCAAUCUGUUUGAUUGAAGCGUUGAGUGUGGGAAGUGCAUUUGUAUCAUUUUUUUUGUGCAUUUAUUACACUCCCACAGAGUAGCAGAGCAGCCAGAACGUUCCAGUUUGAUUGUUAAUAUAAGUCAAUAAGGAUAAUUUUAUCUCAAUAAAUGAUAUUAUAGCAUUA
This is a messenger RNA of Anopheles coluzzii, 1976 nucleotides long. It is a transcript of the gene Uro, whose product is annotated as uricase. The transcript has 5 exons. Gene Ontology annotation, cellular component: peroxisome. Gene Ontology annotation, molecular function: urate oxidase activity. NCBI's taxonomy places the organism in Eukaryota, Metazoa, Arthropoda, Insecta, Diptera, Culicidae. The record is from RefSeq and is a predicted model, not a curated record. The coding region runs from base 417 to 1400 and encodes 327 amino acids. Gene Ontology annotation, biological process: purine nucleobase catabolic process; urate catabolic process.